UUAUCGUCGGCUCAGUUUGUAGCAGAGUUUUACAAGACGUACGAUUUCAAGAAGGAUUUUAUGGACCGAGGUAAAGGUAUGAUAUUAUAAAAGCACAUGGGGGGGGGUGGUGUGGUUCUAAUAGAGCACACGUCACGUUUUCUUCUUUAUACAACUGUGCAACACGAUGGCGAGUUGAAUUCAUUUUCAAAAAUAAGGCACGUCUUGACCGUUGGCCAUUAUUGUUGACUAGUUGAUCGGGCAGCAUGAGAAAGAGAAGAAGAAGAAAACAGAGCGUCACGUGGCAUAUCAAGCUAUUUUUAGAAACAUUUAUCGUUUGAAUUUUUAAAAAUUAUUUUUUUUUUUAAUGAUUUAAACUUUAAAAACAUGAAAAGUCCAUUUAAAAGAAAAUUAAUAUGGUUCUUAUUAAAAGAAACGGGUUUGAAUGCGAGCGCUUUAUAAUUUUAGGAACGAUAUUAGGAUUGUGUAGUGUGGGGGGGGGGGCGGACGCCUCAAGUCGAAAGUGUCAAGAAAUUUUGCUUUGUAGACUUAAAGUCUAAAAUUAUUACCCAUUUACCAAGCACAUAGCGCUAAAGCCGGAAAAAAAUGCUGAAUUAGUUUAAGUGUUGAAAACACGUCUUCUUUAAGAGGAAAAGAUGAGGAAAUAGCUUUUUGAGUCUAAUUGUUUUAAAAUUGGGGGAACAACACAGAGCCGUUCUUAGGAGUUUGGGAGGCCCUAAGCAUGGGGGCCCCGGAAGGCGGGGGUCCGGGGUUGGAACUGCCUCGAGCUGAGGAGAAAACACGAACCACCACUGCGGCACCUCCAUUCUGCCUUCAUCAAUGUUUCCUCUUUCCCAUUCCCACGGCCAAGCCCCCGAUUUCCUGUCUGCCACCCCCAAAGCCCCCCCCCCCCCUCUGGUGUUUCCCUUCCCCUGCCUCCGAAUUCAACUCAGAAUGAUAAAUUUCAGGAUGAGGAAGGUAACGUGAGGGACACAGACAGCUGCAGUGCCAGUUUUAAAAAAAAACGGGGGAUCGAGGGUGCCUCAUGGGGGCCUCCUCACGUUCGUGGCCCUACGCGGAUGCGUAGUCAGCGUAUGCCUAAGAACGGGCCUGAGCUACAUAUGUAACCUAACUAAAAAACUUGCAAUAGAAAUUAAUUACGGUUUUACAACAACCUUAAUAAAAUGAUGAUAACAUGAUGAUAAUAUGAUGAUAAUUUGACGAUAAUAUGAAUUGAUGGGUAAAUAGUCUUAUAUUCUAAACAUAAAGCUAUAUUGAAUUGACUGAGAUUUUCUAACACAGAAUUAAUUUAUUUUUUUUAAAAAUCAUUUCUGAUUGUCUGAAGGAGGCAUCUAGCCGGUACGUCCUUUUGAUCGUCCUAUCUUUCAUUUCAAGCCUUUGCAUGUCUUACCCACUGUUUAUUUCACACGGUCUAAACGCAGUCCCUCAGGCGUUAUCCUUGAUUGCUUUAACAGGAUUUGAGUGUUUCCAUGACGACAAAUGGCCCACCAAGCCAAAAGUGUGUAGAGAGGCGACUGUGGAAUAUCCAGACGAAGGUAGGGGGCAGAAUAAUCAAUCAACCAAUAGAUCGUGGGGCCCUUAAUCUAUAGAAGAAGAAGAAAGUAAAUAGUGUCGCUUCUGGUGGAUUUGUCAGCUAAUAAGUGUUGAGCUUGUCAUCAUCACCAUCAUCACCAUCAUCAUCACCAUCAUCAUUAUCACCAUCAUUAUCACCAUCAUCAUCAUGAUUUGGCUUGGGGGAUUGAAAAUAUUUUUUUUUAAAUUGAAACAUAAUUUAAAAUAAUAUGAAGGCAAAGUUAAAAUUUUUUUUUUGUGUUUUUUUUUUUUUUUUUUUUUUUUUUUUUGGGGGGGGUGGGGUUUGUGUUUUUUUUUGUUUUUUUGUUAGCAUUACAUUUAUCAAACUUGAUUUUUUUAUAAGAAAUGCAAUUCUGAAAGUUUGUAUAAUACAAAAAUGUAAUUAAUUAAAUAUUAUUUUCUCCUAUCCAUUUUUCAUAAUAACAAUGUUCGCUAUUUUUUUUCCUCAUUAAAACAUUGAUUUUUAUAAUGAAGCUACAUUAAACUAAUGUAACGCGAAAAUAAAAUUGAGCCAGUAUCGAUGACAGCUAUAAUUACAAAUCAUGACUACAAAGCCAUAAUCCGACGAUAAACAAUAUCCGAAUAUGGCAAAUGUUUCUGAGAUAGUCGCAUUAAGCUUUAAGUCAUUUUACUCUUAGCGAUUCCCAGCCAAGUCAUUUUAAGCUUUAAGUCAUUUUUACUCUUAGUGAUUCCCAGCCAAGUCAUAUUAAGCGUUAAAGUCAUUUUACUCUAAGCGAUUCCCAGCCAGGUCAUAUUAAGCUUUUGAGUCAUUUUUACUCUUUGCGAUCCCCAGACAAGUGAUAUUAAGCUUUAAAGUCAUUUUACUCUAAGCGAUUCCCAGCCAAGUCAUAUUAAACUUUAAGUCAUUUUUACUCCUAGCGUCUCCCAGCCAAGUCAUAUUAAGCUUUUAGUCAUUUUACUCUUAGCGAUUCCCAGCCAAGUCAUAUUAAGCUUUAAAAUCAUUUUUAUUCUUAGCGUCUCCCAGCCAAGUCAUAUAAAGCUUUUAAGUCAUUUUACAGACAGAUGUCCCCGGGCGCAAGCUAGUUAGGGGCGCCAAAAUGUGCUUUGAUAUUAUAUUAUUGGUAAAAAAAAAAUGUGUUUGAGAGUUGAAAAAAAGAAAAGGGGUGCUUAAAAUGGAUCUUGUCCCCGGGUGCGAAUCUUGUCCCCGGGCGCCAAACACCCUCCCUACGCCUCUGCCAAGAUGUAUUUUUUCGCAUUUAGCUGAAAGAAUUUUAGGACUAAAUUUCACUACUGAUAUGUGGAAGCUAAUUUUAGCCAAUAUUUUAAUACUAAAUUUCAUUCCUGAUAUGGGAAUUCACAUUUAGCCAAUAUAAUUUUAAGACUAAAUUACACUCCUGAUAUGAGACGUUACAUUCAGCCAAUAUGAUUUUAAGACUAAAUUCCACUCCUGAUAUAAGACGUAACAUACAGCCAGUAUUAUGUGUUAAUUCCUCACUUAAGACUCCCCGGUGGCGAUGUAUCGUAUCCAUGACAACGAUGGCAGCACCAAUGAAACAGACACAACCAAAUCCGGUCACCACAAGAGGAGACACGGGCGAGACCUCAUCUGUUUAACAGACGAGAAGCAUGGCGUGUUCACCGUGAGAGAGCCUGGCGUCUACUUGGUGCAUCUGAAUGUGAGUUAAAGUGGAUUAAAACUUGAAGAGUCUGAUGGAAGAGUCGAGUUUAUAGUUUGUGCCAUUGAAUGUGAGAAGAAGACGAAAAACAAGUAGAAAGAUUAUUGUGGUUACAAAUGGCGCAGGAAGAAGGUUAAUGUUGCGGUCCCUCAUGGGCGGAAAAUACUUAUCUUUCAACAGAGGUGCAUUAUUUUCGGCCCAUUCGGCCAUCUGCUGAGGUUUUUUUUUUCUGACCUUGAAAUGGGAGUGGCUGAAUUCUUGGCCCAUCAAGGUGACCCCAACCCCCCCCCCCCCAACUUGCUAUGCCAUUGGUGGUGACAGACGGGACAACGGAAACAUACGUUUCUUGCUAAUUGAGUUGCAGUCUCUCUCUGGGCUAUGACAGCGGCAAGCCAUUAGAGUUGGGGGCUAAAGAGCCAUCAUACCGAGAUGAUGCGGCUGUGUCUGUCCAUUGCGGUGAUGCUUGUUUUAGUUUGUGGAAGUUGAAGAUAGAAUUUAAUAAGUCCUACCAUGCGACUCGACCCCUCCCCCCUCCCACCAACCCACAUUUUUUCCCCCUCGGCAACCAUUUUAACAUCUCCCGAAACAAGUAUGAACACGUAGCUGUAGAAAUGCACAAGCCAGUCCACAGUCGUGUCGGGUAAUAUUGCAAGAAAUUGAUGGAAGUGGUAAUUUUGUUGUUGUUGUUGCUGUUUUUGUUGUUUUUGAGCUUGUCAAAACUACAGCUGUAUUUAAGAAUUUGUUAGUGUAACAUCUUGGCGUUUAGACUAUGUUUUAAUAGGCUCGGACAAUAUCAGAUUUUGAACGAGAGUACAAGAACGUAUGAAGAUGUCGCAAGCCAUGUGUCUUGAGAGAGAGGGGGGGGGGAGAAGCUCUCAUGUUCUUUCAUACUUCUACAGCGUUUGGUACACAAAACUCUCACGGGGGAGAGAGAGGGGGGAGAGAGAGAGCGAGAGUACAAGAAAGUAGGAAGAUAGCGCAAACCAUGUGUCUUGAGAGAGAGAGAGAGGGGGGGAGAGAGAAGGAGAGAGAGAGAGAGAGAUUGAGAGAGACAAUUAAUUGUUUUCAAGGAAAUUAUCUUCAUCUUUUGCCCAAGGACAUAAUUAUUGUUAUUUGAGCACCCAAUGAUGUGUCAUAAUUAUUCUCUUAUUCCAUUGUAUCGGAUGAGCUAUGAUUUCACGUUCUAAUAGUUCAUGUGAUGCUGUGAGUGAUUUAAAGAAAGUGACGUGUCCAAAAACAGAAUUCGUUACUUCAUUUUGUGAUUUAGCCAGGAGCAUCAAAAGACGGAACAUCCCUAUAAUUAUGAGACCGUUACAUUGGUGUCAGAAGAGGUGGACAUUUCAAUGUAGAAACAAUUACAGCUAGCUACAGAGCCUUCUUGAAUUAAACUGAAGUGGGCAUUUACAGAGAAAUAGUUGGCUAGAACAUAUUUGUGUGUGAAUGUGUAGUUGUGAUUUGGCAGCGAUCCUCUUCAUCAAAAAAGUAUAGCCUCAAAACAAUUUGCCCUUUUAUGAGUAGCUUCCGCGGCUUCUCCUGGAAUGGCAAGUCUCAGCUGCAGCUCUCGCAGCAGAACCUUGACUUCUCGGAUCACUAUGGCGGUCGGUGUUGCUACCUUUUGCUGUUACACCGUCCCACAUUCUACUUACGCCUCAACAGUUCAAGUCUUUUUUCUUCUCUACUUCUCUGUAACAACGGUUCGAAUCAUUUUUCUUCUUCUCUAGACCAUAAACUCCUAUUUGUUAUCAUAAUCUUAAGCUCGAAACCCAAUACAAUUUUAAAGAGAAAUCCACAUGCAUAAAAUGUGAUAUGUGUCUUCUCUCUCUCUCACUCUCUCUCUCUCUCUCUCUCCGCAACAGAUCACGGUGGUGGACGAGAGUCACAAUCACAGUCUCGCCAUCUUCCUUAACGGGCAGGCUGUCCUGGCGUGUCCCAAGGGUGGCUUCAGAUGUCCCCACAGCAACGAGCCCAGGUCCCACAAGUACAGGAUAUGUAACAUUGAUGGUGAGUUUCUAAAGAGAGAGGAACUAUUAUCCAUUCACACUAUAACCCAGAGAUUCUUAACCAGGAUUGCAGGGGGCUGCAGUUUAACCUAGAAAAGCAGGUUUAUUUGCAUUUUAGUGGCAUUUUUUAUCGUCGACCCUCGUUUAUCGCGAUUAAUCAGCGCCAGGCUCUACCGCGAUAAGUGAAUUUCCGCGAAGUAGGAUUCUUCAUUUAUUAAUCGAAUAUUUUCGUAGUUAGAGCAUAGCAAACCUGUUCACUGUGCUCUAAAUAAGCUUAAAAAAACCACUAUUAGACAAUCUGGGGAUGCUCGAAUACAUAGAUAGGCCUACAGUCCUACUGACGGUAAUUUUAAUUGUAAUACAGGGGUGUAUAAUUGAUGUAGACAAACGAAUAUAUGUUGCAUUUGAACAAAGAAAACGUCGAAAGUGUAAGCGCGAAGUGGCGAGGGACGACUGUAUAUAUAUAUUAAGUAUGAGCUAUCCAGGUCAUUGGUGCACUGUCCGGGCAAUCCUUUAGAAUACUUACAAAUCGUCUUCCCCCAGGUGUCCUCGAGAUGAACAAAGGCGACACACUGCAGGUUCGAACCCUAGAGCCCAAAACUAUGAUUCGACUGGAGGGCCACAGAAAGUCACAGCUCAGGUUCAUCCUGCUUCACCCCAUGGGCAAGGAAGCCAAGAAGGGCAAGAAGAGGAAACCGGAAGGCUAAAAUGUGAAGCAAGUCGCCAUUUGGAAAACUGAAGCUUGAAAAUGUUGCCGAAAAUAAUUUUUCAAAAAGGAGAAAAAGGAAAUUUCGAAGAAAAAAACAACUAUUUUCUCGAGCGGCUGAUUAUCCCGUGUUGCGAUUAUCCAGUUUUGUGAUUCUUCAUAGGGUGAUUAUCCAUGGUGCGAUUAUCCAGUGGUGUGGCCAACAAGUUGUUCGAUUUUAAUUGUUUUACUUUUUUUAAGCGUAGGUUACUGUUCUUGAUUCGGCUCUUUGAAAUUAAGAUGAUUUGUGUAUGAGUAUGUUAUGUCCAGACUCUAUAUAUGAGUUGUAUAUGAGUGUUUUAUGUCCAGACUCUAGAGAUGAGCCAUUUCAUGACAUUUAAGUCUUAGUAACUGAUAUCUGAAACAGUAUUAACUAUGGUUUUAAUAUCAUUACUUCUGGAAAGUCAUUAAAAAAGUCUUACCGAAGUAGGAUUAAAAUUUUAUAUAUUAUAAUACUUACACCUUUUAGUAGUUAAAAUACUUUUCAUGAUAUACCUUUCAAAGAACAUCGUAAGUCUAAAUAAGGCGAGGCAAUUUAAAAUAAGCAUUACAUGGCAUUCGACAUGCAGCUAUGGCCAAACAAACAUAUGAUGUUAUGUCGUCAGGCAGCUAUGGCCUACCAAAUCUUUGCUACGAGUCAGUCAGCUACGGCCUACCAAAUUUUUGAUAAGAGUCCUUCAGCUACGGCCCUGCAAAGCUGUGUUAUAUGGUGAGGCAGUUACGGCCCAAUAAAAACUGUGUACUUUGUUAAGCUACGCAAAGCACAUACUAAGAUUCCGCUAUAUGUGUCAGCGUAGUGUACAAAUGUAUAUAUUUAUGUAUAGUAACAUAUAAACUUAUUUUAAUUUCCUAUUUCAAUGAUUUAAAAAUGUGAAGAAAAUAUCUCUCAAAAUGUUUGAGACCUAAUUGAAUUGAAAUCUGCCGUGUUUCCAUUGUAAGUGUGUUUUAAUAGAGUAGACAUAUUUAUUCAUUUAUUCUUGAAACAGGUAAGUUGCUUUAUUUUUAUAUAUAUAUAUAUAUAUAUAUAUAUACAUAUAUAUAGAUAUUGAAUGAGGAUAGAUAAACAGGAAAUGACAUUGUAAAUAAAUUGACGCGCCAAAGUUACAGUAUAGCAAGGAGAAUUUACUUUGUAUUCCCUGUUUACGCUCUUACUAUAUCUUGAACGUCUACCAAUUUUGUUAGAACAAUUUUAUUGCAAUAUUUUUAUUGUUAAAACAAAUAUUUUUGCACACUUGUAUGCACAUAAUUAUACCAAUAAUUUUAGAACUAGUUAAGUGUGUUAUAGUUACGUACCACUAUAAUUUGCAGAGAAUUUAUUUAAUCGCUAAUUUUGCUUUAUGGCUCUUGCCAAACAGUACAUAACAAAGGACGAUACCAUUAAUUAAAUACAGCAAUGAAGAGGGAUACCCGCACUAGGGCUAAUUACACAUACUAAUUUAUUAAGUUAACUUUACAAUCGAAAAAUCAAAUAGAAUUAAAUUAAGGCUAUUGAAUUACAGUACAGCAAUGAAAUUUUACCGGUACAAUUUUGGAAGGUGCACACACACUUACACAGUAAAUAUAAUGUACAAUAUCUGCGACCGGUGCAGUAUGACAGUCUGUUAGUCUCGCAUUCGACUCGUAUCGAAAUAACCCUCUCUGUCUCUCUCUCUUUGUCUCGCAGACUCUCUCUCUCUCUCUCUGUCUCUCUCUCUCUCUCUCUCUCCCUCUCUCUCUCUCUGUCUCUUUCUCUGUCGAUCGGCUUAUUUAUAGUCUUUCACAGAGGCUUUUCCAGAAAACGGAUUACGCACUGCAUCUGUACCGCAUCACGUCUCGUAAGUUCUAAAGCAUUCGACCAGUGACUAUGUUAACAUGUAGUCAAGGUCAAUGGAGACAAUUUAUAAUCAAUCCUUAUUUUGCUUUGAAAUGCACUUGUAAUUUUCUUAAUUUGGCGUAGUUUUAAGUAGCAGCCACACUCGUUAGAUUUUCUAAAUAUCCCCCCCCCUCCACUUUUGUCGACUUGGUGUUGGUCAUAACAGAGAAUCAUGGCCGGCGCUAGGAGGGUGCGGGGCCUUGGGCAAAUUGACAUUUGCGUGGCCGUUGAUGUUAUAUAUUCCGCCGACACGUUAUAGUCGUACUGGGGGACUUGCUGGUCAUAAUUGGACGCGUCGUAACGGAUAUUCCACGAUAAUCCUCUUUCGUCUGCUUAACAUGCGCCCAGAGGUCUUCCCGAGAUUCAUCUCGAAUGGAUGGUAUGGGAGCCAGUCUGACCUUCAGGCCAUUUGACUAUCUAAUAACUCCGAACAUUGCGUUGACUGGAUUAGGAACUAUUAGUAGGCUUGGGUAUAGUUUAAAUAUACUGCGGCAACGCGCGGGGACCCUGCAAACGCGGGGACUUGGGAGGUUGCCCACUUCGCCAUCCUCCUAGCGCCGGCCCUGAGAGGAUACAGGUUCGCUGACAUAAGGGUGCUUCUAAAAACAUCAGAAGAAACAUGACAUCAUCCAGUUUUCAUUUGGUCACAUAUUCUUAUGUUUUUGUACACAAAUAAUACUUUAAACAUUUCUCUCCAACUAUUUCUCACAAUUAUUCCACCGACUGAUUUGCACUGAUAACAAACAAAACACAGCUUUGAUUCCUGAUUUCUAUUCAUUGAACGUCUCAUUUUCUGAUCUCUGAAUACCAGGUACUUGUCCCCCAACGCCACAACAAUACAGUUUGGACACGCACUCUCCCAUACCCGACAAGACUACCUUUUAAAAAAACAAACAACCAAGGUACCAUAAAUUGUUCUCACUGCACACCGUAAUCAUUUGGGACACGUUUAGUGCCCUAGCUCCCAUCUAGGUCACUCUGACCCGAAGACUCUCCUGUCCUAUUUCUAUCAUCCUACAAAUCACAGUCGUUAACACGCCAUGUUCACCCCUCUGAUUCAUCCAACCUUUGUCCCGAUUGGUGAGGCGGUCGACAUUAACCCAUCUCUUCCAUCCAACGUGUGUCCCGAUUGGUGAGGCGGUCGACCUUCACCCAUCUCUUUCAUCCAACGUUUGUCCCCAUUGGUGAGGCGGUCGACAUUUUUUUACGAUGUCCGAAAACAGGCGCACGCAUCAAGCUGCUUGUGGUUGCACCAUUCAUCUUUCCCAACGCUGCCGUUAACAAUCAUACCAGAUACCCAGUAAAGCGUACCCUGAACAAGCAAAAGAAAAAAAAAGGAGAAGAUCGUAUUUCGAUUUUAUGUCAACCCAUUACCCAUGUUACGAAAUGGUUGUUCUUGCUUAAAGUAAAGGAUGUCAAGCCAUCACAGUCCUUAGCGUUUUGACCUCCCCCCCCCAGCCCCCAUUUUUUUUUAUGCUGUACCUUCUCGUAUCUCUCACACCAUUUCCCAACAAAACGGUAUCAAAGAAUGACGCUGGAAAAUACUUUCAACGUUAUCUGGGUUUUUUUUUCCUUUUUUUUUUUUCUUCUUCUUUUUUCUUUCUUUUCUCUUUACGCACAUUCAAUAAACUUCUCCAAGUUCUGGCGGGCCAUUUAAAAUCAGUUCGCGGGCCGAAUACGUCCUGCGUGUUGGACAUCAGUUGUAUGAAUGCGUCCUGCGCAUUGGACAUCAGUUGUAUAUCAGCUACAAUUCCAUAGGUGUUUUGAACACAAGAAGAAGGCGUUCUUGAAAAACUCAGACAUGACUUUUUGAGCGCUUUGACUGUUGCGGAAGGCUGGAUACUUACUCCCAUUUUUUUAUGAUAUCUAUGAAUUGAAGGAUACAAUAAUUGCAUCCUUGUAUAAUCACUAUUGGAUUGUAUGUAUUAGUUUUAUGUACAAUAUUGACUUGUGAUAUAUUUUAACGUUAGAUAGUCUUAUUAUAUUUUUUUUCAUAUUGUAAUUGUCUGC
Molecule: messenger RNA, 9816 nt
Organism: Lymnaea stagnalis (great pond snail)
Lineage: Eukaryota; Metazoa; Mollusca; Gastropoda; Lymnaeidae
Source: the annotation of a GenBank genome assembly